GAACAGGUGGACAAUGAGCUCCGCAAGAUGACCGCCUUCAUCAAGCAGGAAGCCAUGGAAAAGGCCCGCGAGAUCGAAAUCAAGGCCAACGAGGAGUUUGAAAUCGAAAAGUCCAAGCUCGUCCGCCAGGAGACGGACGCCAUCGACACGCAGUACGAGAAGAAGUUCAAGCAGGCCACCAUGUCGCAGCAAAUCACCCGGUCGACCGUCGCCAACAAGACACGGCUCAAGGUGCUCGGCGCCCGGCAGGAGCUGCUCGACGGCAUCUUCGACGAGGCCCGGCGGCAGCUCGCCGCCGUCGUCAAGGACGGCGCCCGAUACCAGAAGACGCUCAACGGGCUCGUGCUCGAGGGCUUUUACGCUAUGAACGAGCCCGAGCUGCAGGUCCGCGCCAAAAAGGCCGACUACGACGCCGUCAAGAAGGCUAUUGAGGGAGCCGCAAAGGAGUACAAGGAUAAGGUUGGAAAGGACGUUUCUGCGACGAUUGACGAGGCCAAUCCCCUGGACGAUUCAAUCGCCGGCGGCAUCGUCAUCAUCGGUGGAAAGGGAAAGAUUGACAUUGACAACACCCUCGAGGCCCGGCUGCAACUGCUCGAGUACUCCGCGGCGCCGGCCGUGCGAGAAGACCUGUUCGGAAAGAACCCCAACCGCAAAUACUACGACUAAACUCACACUCCACCCCCCCUAUAAUCACUUGGCAGCUGUAUCUCAUUACCUUGACACGAGGAAAGAGAGGGACGAGGAUGGGGAACGGUAUUGCUGCGUUGCAAGAGUAGAGGAGCGUCACAUUGUGAGAAAGGAAGAUGACAAUCGAGGCAUGCAUUUCGUCGAAUUAAUUGAGCUUUUUCUUUUCCCC
This is a messenger RNA of Trichoderma reesei QM6a, 856 nucleotides long. RefSeq lists its product as uncharacterized. The transcript is spliced from 2 exons. Bases 28 to 666 code for a protein of 212 amino acids. Lineage: Eukaryota; Fungi; Ascomycota; Sordariomycetes; Hypocreales; Hypocreaceae. Gene Ontology annotation, biological process: proton transmembrane transport. Gene Ontology annotation, cellular component: proton-transporting two-sector ATPase complex, catalytic domain. The record is from RefSeq and is a predicted model, not a curated record. Gene Ontology annotation, molecular function: proton-transporting ATPase activity, rotational mechanism.